Molecule: messenger RNA, 2634 nt
Organism: Triplophysa dalaica
Lineage: Eukaryota; Metazoa; Chordata; Actinopteri; Cypriniformes; Nemacheilidae
Product: oocyte zinc finger protein XlCOF6-like
Exons: 5
Coding region: 13-2634 (873 amino acids)
Biological process (GO): regulation of transcription by RNA polymerase II
Cellular component (GO): transcription regulator complex; PcG protein complex
Molecular function (GO): DNA-binding transcription factor activity, RNA polymerase II-specific; RNA polymerase II cis-regulatory region sequence-specific DNA binding
Source: RefSeq, a predicted model, not a curated record
CACAGAGACCUAAUGGAACUGGAAGGAACAUCAGGAUUAUCAAGGAAGCAAAAAAUACAAGCAAGCAAAUGUUUUACUUGCUCUACUUGUGCGAAAAGAUUCGACAGCAAAGGACACCUCACGACGCACAUGAGAAUCCAUAACAAAGAAAAGUCUGUCAUCUGUCCUCGAUGUGAAAAAUGCUUCCCAAACAAAAAGAAACUUGCAAUUCACACUAAAGAGUGUCCACACACAUGUCCUCAGUGUGGAAAGAGUUUCACACACAAAGGAAAUUUUAAUGCGCACAUGAGAAUUCACACUGGAGAGCGUCCGUAUAUGUGCAGUGAAUGCGGAAAGAGUUUCAGAGAGAAGAAAAAUCAUAAACUGCACAUGAGAAUUCACACAGGAGAGCGUCCAUACACAUGUCUUCAGUGCGGAAAGAGUUUCACAUACAAAGGAAAUUUUGAAGUGCACAUGAGAAUUCACACCGGAGAGCGCCCGUACACUUGCAGUGUGUGCGGGAAGAGUUUCAGGGAGAAGAAAGCUCAUGAUUUGCACAUGAUGAUUCACACUGGAGAGCGCCCUUACACAUGUCCUCAGUGUGGAAAGAGUUACACGAGCAAAUUUGGCCUCACAGCCCACAUGUUAAUUCACACAGGACAAAGCCCAUACACUUGUCUUCAGUGUGGAAAGAGUUACGGACAGAAAUCCGGUCUGGAUUAUCACAUGAGAGCUCACACUGGAGAGCGGCCGUACAGGUGCAGUGAGUGCGGAAAGAGUUUUUUGAGGAAGACAUCUCAUACACUGCAUAUGAGAAUUCACACAGGAGAGCGUCCAUACACAUGUCUUCAGUGUAGAAAGAGAUUCAGAUACAAAGGAAAUUUUGAAGCGCACAUGAGAAUUCACACUGGAAAGCGUCCGUUUGUGUGCAGUGAGUGCGGAAAGAGUUUCAUAGAGAAGAAAUCUCACAAACUGCACAUGAGAACUCACACAGGAGAGCGUCCAUACACUUGUCCUCAGUGUGGAAAGAGUUUCGGACAGAAAUCCGGUCUGGGUUAUCACAUGAGAGUUCACACUGGAGAGCGGCCGUACACAUGUACUGAGUGUGGAAAGAGUUUCAUACAGAAAUGCAAUCUUAAGACCCACAUGACGAUUCACACUGAACAAAUCCCACACGCAUGUGUUGAGUGUGGAAAGAAAUUCAAAACAGAGGGAAGCCUAAAAAUUCACAGGAGACUUCAUCUUGAAGAAAGCCCAGACAAUCACGUGUGGAAAUAUCGCGAUGUGCAAAGAGAUCCAUGCGGCCAUUCUCUAGCCCCGCCCCCGGGGAGCCACUUCAACAUGACUGAUACAGACACAUCUGGAAUGAUAAAUGAAGAAAGUGAGGAACACAGAGACCUAAUGGAACUGGAAGGAACAUCAGGAUUAUCAAGGAAGCAAAAAAUACAAGCAAGCAAAUGUUUUACUUGCUCUACUUGUGCGAAAAGAUUCGACAGCAAAGGACACCUCACGACGCACAUGAGAAUCCAUAACAAAGAAAAGUCUGUCAUCUGUCCUCGAUGUGAAAAAUGCUUCCCAAACAAAAAGAAACUUGCAAUUCACACUAAAGAGUGUCCACACACAUGUCCUCAGUGUGGAAAGAGUUUCACACACAAAGGAAAUUUUAAUGCGCACAUGAGAAUUCACACUGGAGAGCGUCCGUAUAUGUGCAGUGAAUGCGGAAAGAGUUUCAGAGAGAAGAAAAAUCAUAAACUGCACAUGAGAAUUCACACAGGAGAGCGUCCAUACACAUGUCUUCAGUGCGGAAAGAGUUUCACAUACAAAGGAAAUUUUGAAGUGCACAUGAGAAUUCACACCGGAGAGCGCCCGUACACUUGCAGUGUGUGCGGGAAGAGUUUCAGGGAGAAGAAAGCUCAUGAUUUGCACAUGAUGAUUCACACUGGAGAGCGCCCUUACACAUGUCCUCAGUGUGGAAAGAGUUACACGAGCAAAUUUGGCCUCACAGCCCACAUGUUAAUUCACACAGGACAAAGCCCAUACACUUGUCUUCAGUGUGGAAAGAGUUACGGACAGAAAUCCGGUCUGGAUUAUCACAUGAGAGCUCACACUGGAGAGCGGCCGUACAGGUGCAGUGAGUGCGGAAAGAGUUUUUUGAGGAAGACAUCUCAUACACUGCAUAUGAGAAUUCACACAGGAGAGCGUCCAUACACAUGUCUUCAGUGUAGAAAGAGAUUCAGAUACAAAGGAAAUUUUGAAGCGCACAUGAGAAUUCACACUGGAAAGCGUCCGUUUGUGUGCAGUGAGUGCGGAAAGAGUUUCAUAGAGAAGAAAUCUCACAAACUGCACAUGAGAACUCACACAGGAGAGCGUCCAUACACUUGUCCUCAGUGUGGAAAGAGUUUCGGACAGAAAUCCGGUCUGGGUUAUCACAUGAGAGUUCACACUGGAGAGCGGCCGUACACAUGUACUGAGUGUGGAAAGAGUUUCAUACAGAAAUGCAAUCUUAAGACCCACAUGACGAUUCACACUGAACAAAUCCCACACGCAUGUGUUGAGUGUGGAAAGAAAUUCAAAACAGAGGGAAGCCUAAAAAUUCACAGGAGACUUCAUCUUGAAGAAAGCCCAGACAGCAAGAGAGCAGAUGAAAAACAUUGA